ACGCCUGUUUACUUGAUCUCCGAAGCGUGCGUAACUAAUCUUGGCACAUCCGAGACCGACACCCUGUCCGCUGAUUGAUGUGGCACGAGAAUCAACCCCCAACGCGUUACUCACACAGGCGCCUUACCAUACCCCUUAUUCUUUACGUCGCCGUGCCCGCUACCCUCUCCCACAUCGCUUUCACCGAAAGUCCCACAUAGUCCGACACCGCGCAUGCGCAGCCCAAGCGCCCUCAUCCCUGCGCCCGUUGAGGAGCAUCACGCAUAAUUUCAACAAGACCCCCCUCCCGUUCCACAACCACACCUGAUGGCUUCUAGCUCUGGUCUGACGCGCCGGAGAGGAGGCGGCGGCGCUGCAGGCAACGGCGAGGACGAGAGCAGCCGGGUCAGCUCGCCAGCACCCAAGCGCACCGACGACCGCACCCCCGAAACCUCCUACGAAAGCUCCGAGAAUGGCCACAAGAUCGCAUUCGACCCCCGGGAUAUCAGCGAAAAUGCAGAGAGGAGCAAACAGCCCAAGCUGACACUCAUGGAGGAAAUCAUCCUCAUGGGGCUGAAGGACAAACAGGGAUACCUGUCGUUCUGGAACGACAACAUCUCCUAUGCAUUGCGAGGCUGCAUUGUCAUAGAAUUAGCCUUCCGAGGCCGCGUGAGCAUGCAAAAGGACUCGAAUCGGCGACGGUUCCCCCUCGCAGACAGGGUCAUCGAGGUUAUUGACGACACAUUGACCGGUGAGGUUCUGCUGGACGAGGCCCUCAAGAUGAUGAAGUCGAGUGAGAAGAUGAGCGUCAACUCAUGGAUCGACCUCAUGAGCGGAGAGACGUGGAACCUCAUGAAGAUUGGCUACCAACUAAAACAAGUACGCGAACGACUAUGCAAAGGCCUCGUCGACAAGGGCAUCCUGCGCACCGAGAAGAAGAACUUCCUCCUGUUCGACAUGGCUACACAUCCCGUCGCAGACGGCGGCGCAAAGGAGGAGAUUCGACGCAGAGUCCGGAACGUCCUCACCAACCGCACCGUCGUCCUCCCUGGCAGCCAAUUCCUCCCCGAGGAGUUGGAGUUCAGAGUGCUCCGAACAAUCACCAUGGUCUGCGCCGCCUAUGCCGCCAACGUCCUAGAGAACGCCUUGACAACGUUGGGUCACGAAGCGCGGGAACGGGCUUUUGCUCAAGUAGACGAGCUGCUGGCAGAGUAUUCGCAGUGGCCGUUUGCAAAGAGGCAAGGCGGCUCGCAGGGUGUGGGCGCAAACUUGGGUCAGCUCAUCACGGACGAAGUUAAUGGUUCCAAGGAUAAGGAGCUCCAGCUUGAGGUUGUCGCAGCGUGCUUGAGUGUAUUCACUCGACUUGACUCACUGCUUUGAGCGGAGGGAAUGCAACGAGAGCAGCGAUAUUACUGAGCAACGGGGGAGUGCACGUCUCAGCAGCGAACCUGAACGUUUGAGUAUCUAUCGCAAGCAAAGCAGACGCAUAUAGGCGGCGAACUUGUAAGCGGCGGCGUGUCCGGGCCGGGACUGGAUGGAAAUGUUUAGGUAUUGUCAGUUUCUAGCAUUGAUGCAACUAGGAUGGAUCUGGAGGCGAGGGCGUCAGAGUGCGGUGACGAGGUGUACUACCAGACGCUUCUUAUCUUCUUCUACUAGGCGGGUCUUUCCAUAAAAUACAACCU
Alternaria rosae is the source of this 1661-nucleotide messenger RNA. Its product is annotated as vacuolar protein sorting-associated protein 74. The record is from RefSeq and is a predicted model, not a curated record. Gene Ontology annotation, molecular function: phosphatidylinositol-4-phosphate binding. Bases 307 to 1359 code for a protein of 350 amino acids. The transcript is spliced from 4 exons. Gene Ontology annotation, biological process: Golgi to plasma membrane protein transport; Golgi vesicle budding; Golgi organization. NCBI's taxonomy places the organism in Eukaryota, Fungi, Ascomycota, Dothideomycetes, Pleosporales, Pleosporaceae. Gene Ontology annotation, cellular component: cytosol; trans-Golgi network; Golgi cisterna.